Messenger RNA from Entrophospora candida, 348 nucleotides. The record is from the annotation of a GenBank genome assembly. NCBI's taxonomy places the organism in Eukaryota, Fungi, Glomeromycota, Glomeromycetes, Entrophosporales, Entrophosporaceae.
AUGGAAAUAGUAAUGAUGAUACAUAUAUUGCUGAAAUUAUAUUCAAAAUAUAAAUAUGGAACAGAUAUAAAAGAUAAGUAUGUCAUUGUGAGGAUGCAAAAGUUCAAAGUACGUUUUAUUGUUUUUAUAUAUCUUAUAAAUAAAGGAGUAGAUAAUGGUGAUGAUACUAUUAUUGACUACAAUAAAUAUGAGAGAUUAGCCAUCAGUGAAUCAAGUGAAUCAAGUGAUUCCAAUAAUGCCAGUGAUUCUGAGGAAUAUAGCAAUCAAAGUAGAAAUGAACCAGCAAUUGGUUUUAUGAAUUUGAAUGUCCUUGAAGAAAAUUAUGUUAAUGAUAUUCACUCUAAAUAA